Pocillopora verrucosa is the source of this 1444-nucleotide messenger RNA. RefSeq names its product substance-P receptor-like. The record is from RefSeq and is a predicted model, not a curated record. Gene Ontology annotation, molecular function: G protein-coupled receptor activity. NCBI's taxonomy places the organism in Eukaryota, Metazoa, Cnidaria, Anthozoa, Scleractinia, Pocilloporidae. Gene Ontology annotation, cellular component: membrane. Gene Ontology annotation, biological process: G protein-coupled receptor signaling pathway.
CUGACUGAAGAUGAUAGCGAAAUUUUUCCUAAAUGCGAUAUAACCUUGGAAACAGGUAUCUCAGUCAUUUUUAAAUAAUUUUGGGAACAGGUGAUACGGUUAUCCGAAAUGCGCAAAUGCAAACGACCAUUUAGCAUCGGGUCUUUAAAAUAUGGACACAAAACUAUAGGAGAAUCUUAUUGCCGGUAUGUUUCCAACUUCGAAUUACAGUUUAGCGCUUGGAAAAUCACAACCAUUGAGAACUAAUGCCGAAUGUCCAGGAUUGACAGCUUUAAAUGCAGUUUUGGGAGUGUCGUGUUUUUACGGCACUGCCGCGAACUUGAUCAUUCUAAUUUUUACGAUUUUAAAGCAUCGCCAUCAGGGUUUAACGCCAGAUAGAAUACUGAUUACAAAUUUUGCAGGCGUCGAUCUCAUGGCGUGUUUUAUCAGUCUACCACUUCAUGUAAGAGCUAUAAACAGUCAAUCGAGUAUUGCAGAUAACCCUAUAUGCUUGUCAAGGUUUUUCACGAUGUUCACUUGUUUUGCUGUGAACAUCAUGACACUGGCUGUCAUAAGUAUAGACCGCUAUGACGCCAUCUGCCGCGCGCCUUUGCGUGAAAUAACUUGCAAGAAGACCGCAUAUUUCCUUGUCUUCAUUUGGUUGUUUGCAAGUUGUACCGCUGCAGCCGGGGGAACAGGACAUAUCCUUACUGCCGUACGGGGCGAACACGCCUGCUACAGCCCCGGACGAGACGUCUCCUCUCAUGCAAUCAUUGGCAAGACAGUGAUGAUUGCCGUCGUUUCUCUGUGGAUCUUGCCUUCUCUUGCAAUUGUGUUUUACAGAUUCUACGCCAUUCGAAAAUACGUUCAGGAUCACUCAACCCAUUUGCGAGACACUCUGGGUGUUUCAGUGGUAAAAAGAGAAGUCAAACUCACCAAGAUUUGCAUCGUAAUGAUCACAACAUAUCUUAGUUUAUGGGUAAUGUUUGCACUCAUGGUGUUAUUAAGAAACAGGUUCUCCUCUUUGGAAGUUCAUUGUGCGUAUCUAUGGUCGUAUUCCUUGGCUUACUCCAGUUUCACCGUCGUACCAGUCGAGUACAUGAUUCUUGACAAAAGAAUUCUGGCUUAUAUUUGGCGAGAAUGCGCGCGGAGAAGAACAGCAAAGGUUUCAGUGGAACUGGCCGCGACUAAUCAUGAAGGAGGCGAAACAAACACUUGAUUGACGAAAAAAGUAAAUCGUAUUUGGAAUUGAUUUAAAAGCUUUUACUACUCUAAGAAAAUGAAAUUUUCGCGCUUUCAUUUCUUACACAGCGGACUUUAAUUUUACGAGGCCACAAGAGGCCUACAGUUUCCCCACGUGUCCCUCACAGUUUUCGUCCUAAAUUUUGAUGACCACAAUUUCUGGUUAUUUGGGUGCUAAGAGGCUUGAUUGUUUCUCUUUUUCAUUUCUAAAGUGCUCAAUAUU